GUAUAAACAGUUAAUUCGCUAUGGAGACUGGAGAAGAGAAUAAUGGAAUCGAAAGCAAACUAAAGUAGCCUAUAGUUUAUACUCUUCUGCCUAAUCCUUCCGUUUCAAUUCAAGCAAUCCUAUGUCUGCAAUCCAAAGCAAGUUCAAUUGCUACUCCGAAGUGACGAUCGAUUAGCCUUCCGGAGGCAGAGGAUGAUCAGAUCAAUGGCUAGCAAUUUGAUUGGUUGGUCGAAUGAAGGGUCCCGCGCUUUUCCUUAGACUUCACUCGCAGUACUCUUCGAGGCGCUGGGGUUGUAUAUAAUGAGGCAUUUCCUCAAUUGCUGCUUCGUCAGUCGACCACUAGUCAAGCCUCACUCCAAUUUCAAUUUCAACUCAAUUCCAGAUUCUCAGGAAUCGAGUGACGUUAUGGAGAGUCCAUCGGCAAGCAAUGCCAACAGCAACUUUAUAUCUGAGAAGCCUGAAAAGGAGUUAAAGGAUUCGGCUACAUAUGCAACUAACAUCAUCCUUAACCAUGAUUUUUCUGAGGGACUUCAUAUGUGGCAUCCUAAUGGUUGUGAUGCUUCGGUGGCUUCCUCUGUGUCGGGCUAUCCUCAGGGGAUGUCACCUAACUUAAGCGGUCGUUUUGCUUUUGUGACAAACCGGAAAGAAUGUUGGCAAGGACUUGAGCAAGACAUUACCAGCAGAGUUUCUGCAGGUCCUACUUAUAGCGUCUGUGCUUGGAUUGCAGUCUCAAGGGCUGGUCGAGGUGUUUCUGAUGUGCUCGCCACUCUGAAACUUGAAUACCAAGAUUUAUCAGUUAGCUAUAUGCCUGUCGGAAGAAUUUCUGCUUCAACUGAGAAUUGGGACAAGGUUGAGGGUACAUUUUCGCUAUCAUCAAUGCCUCACCGUGUUGUAUUUUACCUAGAAGGACCUUCGUCUGGCAUUGACAUAUUCAUUAAAUCAGUAGUAAUUUCCUGCCCACAUCCAAGUCCCAGUCCCAAUCCCAGUCGACAGGAUAAGUUAAACGUGAAUUCCAAGGAUUCUAAGGCCCAGUAUACAAAUAUUAUUCUCAAUCAUGAUUUUUCUGGAGGACUUCAAAUGUGGAAUCCUAAUUGUUGUGAUGCUUCUGUGGUUUCCUCCGAGUCUGAUUUUCCUCAAGAUCCAUCUGCAACAGCUUGCUAUGCUGCUGUCACAAAUCGGAAAGAAAAUUGGCAAGGUCUUGAACAAGACAUCACCGACAGAGUUUCUGCAGGCUCUACUUACGGAGUUUGUUCUUGGGUUUCUACGUCAGGAUUUCAUGGUGUUUCUUCUGUGCUGGCUACUCUUAGGCUUGAAUUUAAAGAUUCACCUGUCUGCUAUUUAUUCAUUGGAAGGACUUCUACUUCAAAUAAACAAUGGGCAAAGAUCGAGGGUUCAUUUUCUCUAUCAACAAUGCCGCAGCGAGUUAUAUUUUAUUUGGAAGGGCCUCCAUCUGGGAUUGAUCUACUGAUAAGAUCAGUAGUAAUAUCCUGCACCAGUUCCAAUGAAUCUGAUAGUCAAGAUGCGCCAUCUGUUUGUGAUACCAACGAGAAUGUAAUACAGAACCCUGGAUUUGAUGAUGGCCUUAACAAUUGGUCUGCGAGAGGUUGCAAGAUUGCAUUGCAUGAUUCUAUGGCUGAUGGAAAAGUUCGUCCAAUGUCUGGAAAGUUUUUUGCUUCAACAGAUGGUCGAACACAGAACUGGAAUGGGAUUCAGCAGGAGAUAACAGGGAGAGUUCAGAGGAAGCUUGCCUAUGAGGUUGUUGCAACCAUACGAAUACUGGGAGAUAAAGUCAGUAGUGCGGAUGUUAGGGCUACACUGUGGGUUCAGGCAGCUGAUCUUCGAGAACAAUACAUAGGGAUUGGCAGCUUGAAGGCAACUGAUAAAGAUUGGUCACAAUUGCAAGGAAAAUUUCUUUUAAAUGGCACCCCAUCAAGGGUGGUUAUAUUUUUAGAAGGUCCACCUCCAGGUACUGAUAUACUUCUAGAUAAUCUUGUUGUAAAGCAUGCCGGAAAAGCACCCCCCGCAUCUCCGCCAUUGAUUGAGGAUGCUGCUUAUGGAGUUAAUAUUAUUGCUAAUAGCAACCUCAGCGACAGCACCAAUGGUUGGUUCCCUCUAGGGAAUUGCAAUCUGACUGUUAAAAGCGGAUCUCCACGGAUCCUUCCCCCCAUGGCUGCAGACUCCCUUGGAGCUCAUGAGCCUUUGAGUGGCCAAUACAUUCUUGUGACUAAUCGGACUCAGACGUGGAUGGGUCCAGCUCAGAUGAUCACAGAUAAGGUGAAACUUUAUCUGACAUAUCAAGUAUCAGCAUGGGUUCGGAUUGGGAAAGGGGCAACAAGGCCACAGGGCCUUAAUGUUGCUCUUGGUGUGGACAGUCAAUGGGUGAAUGGUGGGCAGGUUGAGAUUGAUGACGGCAAAUGGCAUGAGAUUGGAGGGUCUUUCAGAAUAGAGAAGCAGCCGGAAAAGAUAAUGGUUUACCUGCAGGGUCCGGAUGCUGGGGUGGAUGUGAUGGUCGCCGGGCUUCAAAUCUUUGCAGUCGACAGACAUGCAAGGUUUAGACACUUGAAAAAACAAACUGAGAAGAUACGUAAACGAGAUGUUACCUUAAAGUUCUCCUCAUCCGGAUCAGAUGCACCGGUUGGCACCUUUGUGAAAAUUCGACAAACACAGAACAGCUUCCCCUUUGGAACCUGCAUUAGUAGAUCUGUCCUGGACAAUGAGGACUUCGUCGAUUUCUUUUCCAAACACUUCAACUGGGCUGUUUUCGAAAACGAGUUGAAGUGGUAUUGGACAGAGGCACAACAGGGGAACCUAAAUUACAAAGAUGCUGACGAGAUGCUGAACUUGUGUACAACCCACAACAUUCAGCUUCGCGGCCACUGCAUCUUCUGGGAGGUGGAGGGAGCUAUUCAGUCCUGGAUCCGCGACUUAAGCAAAAACGAUCUGAUGACAGCAGUUCAGAAUCGUCUAACCAGUCUUUUGACUCGUUACAAGGGGAAGUUCAAGCAGUAUGACGUGAACAACGAAAUGCUACACGGAUCGUUCUUCCAAGAUCGUCUGGGAAAAGAUAUCAGGGCAAAUAUGUUCAAGACUGCCAAUCAACUCGACCCUUCUGCAACCCUGUUCGUCAACGACUACCAUAUCGAAGACGGCUGCGAUACACGGUCAUCUCCCGAGAAGUACAUUCAGCACAUUCUUGAUCUACAAGAGCAGGGCGCGCCUGUCGGAGGAAUAGGCAUACAGGGACAUACGGAUAGUCCAGUCGGGCCUAUUGUUUCCUCUGCUCUCGAUAAGUUGGGAAUUCUUGGCCUACCUGUAUGGUUCACUGAAGUCGAUGUCUCUUCAAAUAACGAGUUUGUAAGAGCUGAUGAUUUGGAAGUCAUGCUCCGGGAAGCAUUUGCGCACCCUGCUGUCGAGGGCAUGGUUUUCUGGGGAUUUUGGGAGCUCUUCAUGAGCCGAACCGAUGCACACUUGGUGAAUGCUGAAGGGGAUGUUAACGAAGCCGGGAAGAGAUACCUUGACCUGAAGCAAGAAUGGCUGUCUAAAGCUCACGGCCAUGUCAACGGAAAAGGCGAAUUCGGGUUCCGAGGUUUCCAUGGAUCAUACGAAGUUGAAGUUGUUGAUCACUCCAAGAAGAAAGUUGUGAAAACGUUCGAGGUAAAUCCAGGUGAGGAUCCUCUUGUAAUAUCAAUAGCUCUUUAGCAUUACAUAAUCUGCUUGUAUAUGUCAACAUGUGUGUGUAUAUAUUAUUUCUGUCUGAAAGAUCCAACCAUGUAAUAAUGAAAAUUUGUACAUCAAAGCCAUGUCUCUGUUAUGCUGACUUCAUUACAUUAUCAUUUUCAACAAUGACAACA
This is a messenger RNA of Andrographis paniculata, 3851 nucleotides long. RefSeq names its product endo-1,4-beta-xylanase 1-like. Gene Ontology annotation, biological process: carbohydrate metabolic process. Gene Ontology annotation, molecular function: hydrolase activity, hydrolyzing O-glycosyl compounds. The coding region runs from base 301 to 3699 and encodes 1132 amino acids. The transcript has 10 exons. Lineage: Eukaryota; Viridiplantae; Streptophyta; Magnoliopsida; Lamiales; Acanthaceae. The record is from RefSeq and is a predicted model, not a curated record.